Messenger RNA from Haliotis rubra (blacklip abalone), 324 nucleotides. Its product is annotated as G protein-coupled receptor GPR1-like. The record is from RefSeq and is a predicted model, not a curated record. Bases 1 to 324 code for a protein of 107 amino acids. The transcript has 2 exons. NCBI's taxonomy places the organism in Eukaryota, Metazoa, Mollusca, Gastropoda, Lepetellida, Haliotidae.
AUGCGCUGCAACGCCAACGACAUGGACCCCCACAACACGAACACCAACGACUUGGACUCCGACAACACGAACACCAACGACUUGGACUCCGACAACACGAACACCAACGACGACCCCGCCAACCAGCACACCAACGACGCGAACUCCGACAACAAGAACACCAACGACGUGGACCCCGACAACACGAACACCAACGACGACCCCGCCAAGCAGCACACCAACGACGCGGACUCCGACAACACGAACACCAACGACGUGGACCCCGACAACACGUACUCCGACAACCAGGAAGAUAUAACACCGCCUCGAGUCCAAAUGGGUUAG